AUGGCUUCAUCAGGGAAGCCUGUUGUAUUGGUAACCGGGGGAUCUGGUUACCUCGGACAGUUUCUUGUGCAGGCGUUGGCAAAAGCAAACUUUCAGGUAGCAUUCACGCAUCACAGUACUGCAGCACCAAUUCUCAGAGGAGACGUCACAGCAUAUUGGGUGGACCUAGUGAGUGGGGAAGGUUUGGAGCAAUGCAUCUCCAGUCUUCCAUCACUGUCCGCAAUUAUCAACACUGCAGCCAUCUCAUCUCCAGGAGCUUGUGAAAAAGACCCUGACACAGCAAGGGCUGUCAAUGUCCCAAGCAAGCUUCUUGACGCGCUCUCUGUGCAUGCCGGAGAGCAUGGAAGCCAUCCUCUCUUCAUCCAUCUAUCGACGGAUCAGGUGUACGAUGGUAGCAGAAGUAAUUGGAGAGAAGAGGAAGCCGGCAAUCCUGUGAACGCUUACGGCAAAACAAAGCUGGAAGCAGAGAAGCUGAUACAGGAGCGAUGGCCGAAUUGCGUCAUUCUCAGGAGCAGCAUAAUCUACGGGCCGCAGAGUCCGACGCCCGUAUCGCGGGCGCUGUUCCUGCAGUUUGUCGCGCGACAGCUAAAGGAGGGGACCCCCACCAGCUUCUUCAACGACGAGUUCAGGAACCCGGUCUUUGUGGAUGACAUUGUGUCGGUUGUUCUGCGGUUGCUGCAGCCUGGCACUGUACUGUCUGGCAGGUGGGCAUGCAUCCUGGUGUAUAAUAUGGGGGGUCCAGAGAGGCUGAGCAGGGUCGACAUGGCCGCAAAAGUAGCAGAAGUGUGGGGUUACUCACCCGAUGCCAUAGUCUCUGCGCCCUCCAGCAGUGUCAACCGGGGCGUUGCCUCCCCCGCUGACAUAUCCAUGACUAGCCGGAAGCUUGAAACAGAGCUGGGCCUCAGACUGACACCCUUUUCAGAGGCGCUGCAACAGAUUGGCCGAUUACCCUGA
Messenger RNA from Coccomyxa subellipsoidea C-169, 954 nucleotides. RefSeq names its product methionine adenosyltransferase regulatory beta subunit-related. The coding region runs from base 1 to 954 and encodes 317 amino acids. The record is from RefSeq and is a predicted model, not a curated record. The transcript is spliced from 7 exons. NCBI's taxonomy places the organism in Eukaryota, Viridiplantae, Chlorophyta, Trebouxiophyceae, Coccomyxaceae.